Molecule: messenger RNA, 1235 nt
Organism: Dreissena polymorpha
Lineage: Eukaryota; Metazoa; Mollusca; Bivalvia; Myida; Dreissenidae
Product: biogenesis of lysosome-related organelles complex 1 subunit 5-like
Exons: 5
Coding region: 63-530 (155 amino acids)
Cellular component (GO): transport vesicle; BLOC-1 complex
Source: RefSeq, a predicted model, not a curated record
CGAUAACCAUGUGAGCUUUCGUUUGGAUUUUAUGCGAUAUCCAGGAAGAAAAACAAACAAAAAUGAAUGAUCAGAUUAUUAAAGAUAUUUUGGAGGUCCAUGCUCGCCUGUUUGACCACAGACCCAUACUUCAGGGCCAUCUAAAAGCAUUCAUCAAGGAAUUUGAGGAGAAGAGAGGAAACCAUGAGACAGAAUGCUUGAAAAAGAUACAGUCAUGUGUAGCCGAUGUGAAGGACAAAUACUUGGUGGAGACUGCUACAGCCCUGGACACAUUUCUAGCCAAUAUUCAGGCCAAAAUUUCAGUGGCAACAGAAGUAUGCAAGAAAAUAGAGGAAAAAGAAAACAACGUAGAUGUCGGAGUGCUGGAACUAGAAAGGGGGCGUCGCCGAGAGGCCUGGGACACGUUCAUGCAGCAGCAAUUUGAGAAAAGUGCACUGGUGGACAAAGAAAUGGAUGAAGGGAUGAAAAAACUGACAGGCGAAUACGCAGAGAUGGAAAAGAAGCUUGAAUUAGAGUAUCUAUCAUCAUAAAUGUGAACUCUUAUUUGUCGUUAUGAAAAAUGCGUCUUAUUUCAGUCCUCUAUAGUGACUUAAUCAUUCCAGAUCAGUUUUACAAGGUGUGCAUAACAAUUGUUCAAUUUAUUUGUGGAUGAUUAAGUGUUUUGGGUGACCUACCAUAAAACUUGUUAGGUAUAUUCCCAUGUUUGCAUUGUUUUUAACUGCUUAAAUACAUUGAUACAAUUUUAAGCACCAAAUGACUUUAACUCAUGUGAAAACAGGGCUUAUUGCAUGUGCGUAAAAUGUCCCAGAUUAGCCUGUGCAGACCCACAGGCUAAUCAGGGACGACACUUUCCAUUAAAACUGGAUUUUCUUCCAUUUAACAAAACGUGCAAUUAAAGCGUUAAGUGUCAUCCCUGAUUAGCCUGUGCCCAGUUUUUUCAGGGCGAGGAUUUAAUUUAUUCAAUGUGGAUCUGAACAUUUUGUUUAUAACACUUGUACAAGUUUUAAAAGGUUUUAACAUUUCAUUACAAAAUAAUGCACUUUUGCAAGUUACACUGUACAAUCCUGUUAUAAAUCAUUAUCUGAUGAGCUUCAUGUACAUUGCAGUUGUGCAGAUUUUACUAGAACUUUUAACUCGGUAAGUUUCCCACACCUGCAAAGUUGAACAAUGACUUAUCUUUCAUAGGACACGUUGUACAUGUACAUGUAGUGUUUAUUUGUAAACAUCAGAUGAGA